UUUCUAAUGAACCCUCUUUUAUUCUGUCUCCACUUGUAUUUAGCUACAAAUACAUGACUGUUGUCAAGGCUUGCUCCGUUUGCUGGUUAGCUAAAUGAACCCCCUUUUAGCCUAUGAAGUCAUGAAUGACCGAACAUUCUUUCCUGAUAGUUCGGUUAAUAAUCCUCUUGUGAAACACAUGAAGCUUAACUGAAGAGUCAAGAUCAGCCAAAGGGGUGACCUCAGUAACUGGUAGAUGAAGUGGGUGAACAUACRAUGAGCUGUCUGUCAAACAAGUGAAAACCCGACGCCAAACAAACCUAACAACCGAAAAAGUGAAAGGAAAAUCAAUCAACAGCUUUAAAAUUGACAUUUUUAUCAAUACUCUGACCGAACAAACGGAUUUCUUCCUAUCGUUUAAGCAUCACCCUUUGCUAGAUAUAUGUGGGUUUUUUUUUUUUUYUUUUCUUAGGAAAGCUGAACAAGGUCUUCUUUUCUUGUGAAUAAUUUACGACAUAGGUAAGUUUAGGUAAGUGAUAAGGAAUCCUGAAAGUCAAACAUUUGGUUAGCAAAUCGAAAGGGAAAUACUUGCGUGUAUUCUACGUUAGGGGGAGGAACGGUUUGAAGGGGAAAAGAAAGGGAUUUUUACAAGGAAAACAUAAUUUAUCUGGAACGUCGAGGGAGAAAAAAAUCGGAGAAGAGAAGCGGCUUCUUGGGGAACAUUCUUUAGGAUGCAGUUGUAUUUCUCAUAGUCAUGGGACGUCAUUUUCUCUACAUAUUGACGAUUAUUUGUUUGUCUUCGAACGAAGUCAGACAUAUACUUGGAGAGCAAAGUGGACUAGUAGUUCCUGGAAAUUCACCUGCUAAUAAUUCUUCAGAAAAUGCUGAUGGUCAAGGUACGACAAAGGGUGAUGUCCCUACGGCCGAACAAAUACUCGGUAAAUUACUGGGCAUGAAGCCAAAAAACCCAGACCAAACGCAGGACACACAACCAGCGCAAGUAGUCCAAACUGCCCCGCAGACAUUAGCCUUACCAGGUGGUGCAACAUCAAACAUGGUUUCAACAUCACUAGCACGAUCACCAAUAAGAUCUCAGCAACCACAAACCGUUAUCAACAACCUUCCAUUGGUCCCUACGACCGGCAGAUCCUUGCCCACACCACAAAUAGAGGACAACCAAGGGACGAUGCAGCAACUUAGUCCACAUUAUGGACGAAGGAAACAUUCAAGACACAGAUAUGAUGAUGAUGAUGAUGGUGGCGAUGAUGAUGAGGAUAGGGRUGAUAAUGGAGAUGAAAGAGAUGAUGAUGACGAUGAUCAUAAUCCAGCUGACGAUGACUAUCAUGACUCUGUUGAUGACCAUCGACAUGGACAUCGUCGUUGGCGCGGGAGAGGGAGACAAUUGGGAGGACGAUUYGGAAGACGAGAAGGUGGGUGCGGAUGUGUAUGCUGGAAAGGCAUCAAACCGCAUGUGGAAUGGGUACGAGUUCCUGUCUGCUACCAUCCAUGUGGUGUGUGUUGUCCCAAACAUGAGGAACARCCAGCAUGURCUUGUAUUUGUCAUCCAUGUUGCAAUCACUGCUGCUGUUGUCAUCACUGUUGUCACUGCUGCCAUCCUUGUUGCCACUGCUGUCACUGUUGCAGGCGAAACCAAGUUCGCUGGAAUCCACCUUUAGCGCCAAGAAAACCGAAGUCUCGUACAAUCAACAAGCAAAUCAAGAAGAAAACAAAGAGAGCAUAAAGUAAAGAAAUAUCGGAUAUGUAAGAUAAAAAUGAGUAGAGUUUAACUGUGCUGAACUCUACCAAGUCAAGCUAGUUCUCAAAAAUGAAGUUCUUGUCACAUUUUCUUGAGAAAAAAAAAACAACAAAAAACAACAACAACAAAAAAACGCCACAUGAAGAACGCCAUAAUGUGGCGGUAUAUGAAGUUUAACAUCUAUCAGUAGUUAGUUAAAUCCAACUAGCGGUCUAUCAUGAAUGCUGUCUUUUAUUGGAUGAUCUACCACUACUAGACUAUAAGUCAUUAUAGCCCACUAGACUAGUAGCGAAAAGUGCCGACUUUGGAAAGCAAAACAAAAAAUUUAUGACUGAAGACUCAUCUCCGCAGGCUUAACCUCGCUUGAGAAUAAAUYAUUUACAAAUGUCAACUUUAAUGUAAAAAAUGUGUAGCUUGAACAAUACCAAUGUUUUGAAAUCCCACGGACUUUUAAUGGUAUCWGUGAAUAGCUGACUUAUAAACSAGGCUAAGCCUGUGCAAAUGAGUCUGURGUCUUCAAAAACAGCGSUAUGCAUUGAAUGUGAAACUGGUGUAUUCCUUGCUUUGCUAAGCUGGCUAGUUUAUUUAGAAAAUAACGCUUUAGUGGUGUAUUUUUUUCAUAUAURCCAUUAUCAUAAUCAUURUCAUCAUCAUCAUCAAAGUCAUCAUCAUUAUUGCAUUGCCAAUUUCAAAUACGUUUUUAUUCAAUUAUCAUUAGCAUAAUCAACAGCCCAUCAUCAUCAUUAUCAUCAUCAUCAUCAUCAUUAUCAUC
Molecule: messenger RNA, 2507 nt
Organism: Actinia tenebrosa (Australian red waratah sea anemone)
Lineage: Eukaryota; Metazoa; Cnidaria; Anthozoa; Actiniaria; Actiniidae
Source: RefSeq, a predicted model, not a curated record